This is a messenger RNA of Lycium barbarum (goji berry), 771 nucleotides long. Its product is annotated as NAC domain-containing protein 96-like. The record is from RefSeq and is a predicted model, not a curated record. Gene Ontology annotation, molecular function: DNA binding. The transcript has a single exon. NCBI's taxonomy places the organism in Eukaryota, Viridiplantae, Streptophyta, Magnoliopsida, Solanales, Solanaceae. Gene Ontology annotation, biological process: regulation of DNA-templated transcription. Bases 1 to 771 code for a protein of 256 amino acids.
AUGGCAGUAUACUCCGAUCAUUCUUCUCGUCCAAUGGGUUACAGGUUUCACCCUACGGCCAGGGAAGUCAUGAAGUAUCUAUUAGGGUUUGUGAGAAACGAAACACUUCUGGAACAGUACGAAGUCAUGCAGAAUGUUGAUCUUUACGCGAAUAAGGACCCGUGGAAGAUUUUCGAAGCUUAUGAGAAUAUCAAAAACACUCGUUACUUCAUAACUCCGCAAAAGAAAGGGAAGGGCACUUGGAAAUCUCAAAACAAAGGCCAAGAGGUGUUUGAUGAUAAAGGGAGACUCAUGGGGUACGUUAAAAGUUUGAAGUACAUCCCCUCUAACAAAUCUUCGAACAACGUUAAUGGUGAGUGGUUGAUGACUGAGUAUUCUUUGUGUGAUCAUUAUGUUGAUGCUGGGGAAAUUAAGAACAAGGGCUACAUAGUUUGUAAGAUCAAGAAGAAGGAAAAACUCGGUGAUAAAAGAAAAGAAAACAACGCCAACAAUAUUGAGGUUAACGAUGAGAAUAUGCAAGAUGUUGCAGAAUAUAUCGAUUCUGUACUACAAGAUGAUGGAAUAGCAAAGGGUGAAGAGAAUAUUACGGAAUAUCUAGCGGAGAAUGAAGUCGAAGAUCAUGUUCUUGCUUUGUUGGAUUGUUCUGAUGAUGAGGAGAAUAUUGAAGAAUGCCUAGAUCAGGGGGAUGAAGUACUCGAACACCAUGCACAUGCUAAUAUAUUAAGGUCCGCCGAAGAUGUCGAUCUGGAUAGUAUAAACUUUACACUGUAA